AUGGCAACGACAAGCGAUUCCGAAGGGGUCUUGCGAGAGCUCGGAGAAAAGGAUGCAGCUCAAGAUGCAGGCCAACCGGCAACAAGCAGCGCAAGCCCACCGGAGUCCAGCGUUCCCAAGGCAGAGACGGGGGAGCUGGAGACUGAAAGCCCAAGGACGGUGACCGGGCUCAAGUGGUUUUUUGCCUACAGUUCCAUUUUAUCGACAGUGCUGCUGUUUGCCCUUGACGGCACGAUCGUCGCCGACAUCCAGCCCUCUAUAGUCGAGGCCUUCAACAACGUCGAUCUCCUCCCUUGGAUCGGAGUGGCAUUCACCCUAGGGAGCGUGUCUAUCUUGCCGCUUGGCAAGGCAUUCGGUGUGUUCAACGUCAAAUGGCUCUUUAUCGGCUGCGUGGUCGGCUUCGAGGUGGGCAGCGCCAUCUGCGGCGCGGCGCCCAACAUGCAGGCCAUGAUCAUUGGGCGCGUGGUCCAGGGCGUGACGGGGUCCGGCGUCUACUCAGGCGGCCUGACGUAUAUUGCUCUGACGACGACGACGCGUGAGCGCCCUCUGUACUUCUCGGGCGUCGUGGCCAUGUGGGGAGCCGGCUCCGUCCUGGGUCCCGUCAUCGGUGGCGCCUUCGCCGAGAGCAGCGCCACCUGGCGCUGGGCCUUCUACAUCAACCUCGUCGUCGCCGCAGUCUUCGCCCCGGCCUUCUUCUUCUGCCUGCCCAACAUCCAGCCGCUCGACCUGCCGCUCCUAGAAAGGGCCCGCUCCCUCGACUGGCUCGGAAUCCUCAUCUUCGAGGGCGGUGUCGCCUGCUACGCCAUGGCCCUCACCUUUGGCGGGGUUGUGUAUGGCUUUGCCAGCGGCCAAGAGAUUGCCCUCUGGACAAUGACAGGCGUGCUCCUGAUCGCCUUUUCGUCCGUCACCUACUUCCAUCCCGGCGUCCCGGCCGACAAAACGCUGUACCCUGCCCAUUUCCUCAGCAGCCUCAAGCUGAACAUCUUGCAGUUCAACCUUUUUGUUGCGUCUGGAUCGAUGAUGAUGACUGUGUACUACGUUCCAUUGUUCUUCCAGUUUACGAGAGGAGACAACGCUCUGGACGCCGGCGUGCGGCUUCUUCCACCCAUUGCCAUGAUUAUCUUCUUUUCUGUCCUGAAUGGUACCUUUAUGCCUAAAUAUGGCUAUUACACGCCGUGGUAUAUUUUCGGCAACGCCGCUCUUCUGGCGGGUUCGGCCCUGAUGUUCACCAUCGACUCGUCCACAUCGGAGUCAAGGAUCUACGGGUACACAAUUCUCUUAGGGGUCGGGAUCGGCUCGACACUGACGGCUGGCAUCGCCGUGGCACAAGCCCUAGUGCCCAAGUCGGACGUAAACAAUGCCGUCGGUUUCAUGACCUGUGCGCAAAACCUGGGCAACAUCACCUUCCUCGGCGUGGCCGGGUCCCUAUACCAGAACUUCAGCCUGCGGGAGCUCGGCAGCCUGUUCAAAACCAUGCCCCGGACCGACAUCCUGGGGCUGACCACGGGCAUCAGCAGCUCUGUUUACCAGGCCCUGGACGAGCAUGAUCGGGGGCUAGUCAUCGACCAGGUCACCGUGUCCAUCCGAAACGUGUUUGCCAUCGCCAUGGUCGGUUCUGCAAUGGGCUUUCUUGCUUCCAUUAUGCUCGGGCGCCACAAGCUUUACUGA
Diaporthe amygdali is the source of this 1668-nucleotide messenger RNA. RefSeq lists its product as uncharacterized. The transcript has 8 exons. The coding region runs from base 1 to 1668 and encodes 555 amino acids. Lineage: Eukaryota; Fungi; Ascomycota; Sordariomycetes; Diaporthales; Diaporthaceae. Gene Ontology annotation, biological process: transmembrane transport. Gene Ontology annotation, molecular function: transmembrane transporter activity. The record is from RefSeq and is a predicted model, not a curated record.